AACUGAUGAGACAGAAAAACUGACCAAUCAGGAGUCAGCUCUGGCGUCUCUACAGGACGAGGCUGAAGGCCCCUGUUCGGACUCCCACCUCAGACAGAUCUACACUGACCCCCCCCUCACUCUGACCCCGUCCUUCAGCCCCGAGGUGAGAGAGUAUCGUGCCGAGGUGACCUUUGACACGGUGACAAUUCGAAUCCGGCCGGAGCCUGUCAGUUCAGCCUGUCGGGUUCACCUGGAUGAGCACCGAGGCCCCAGGAUGGCAAACUACCCGGUCGGCCUUGGCAACAGCAGGAUCAGCAUCCUGGUGACGGACGGCGCUGAGACGGAGCCUGCCGUCAUGACCAUCUACACCGUCCACGUGUACCGCGAGAGCCGGCCCAGUCUGCCUAUGUUCGGGGAUCAUGUGACGUGCAGCUUCCUGCAGGACUGUGGUCUGCUGGUCCAGCCCGGUCGGUCCUGCGGUCUCCAGCCUUUCAUCCAGUCUCAGAGUCCACUUCAGACCUGCAACUCGGGACACGUACCAGGUCGGUGGGUGGUUCCGUGUCUCAGCUGUUCUGAUAACAGGACGUGUGAUUGGAGGGAGGUUGCCUGGCAACCUGACAGCUGUUAUCACCCGCUAGUGGACCGCCCCCUUCUGCAGGACUGUAUGACCAACAGGAAGGUUUUGUUUAUCGGCGACUCGACCAAUCGUGGGAUGAUGUACUUCCUGAUGGAGCGGGUGAACUCCAGCCUGGAGGACUGGGGCAAAGCUCACGACACGCUGGUCUACAGGAACCUGAAUGGGGGACGGACCCUCGUCAGCUACUCGUAUUAUCCUCAGUUCUGGCUGCAGAAGAACCAGAGACCCACGUUCAGACAGGCUCUGCUGCAGCUGCUGGACAGGUCACGACCUCUGGUGAACUCAAACCUGACAGUUCUGGUGGUGGGUGGAGUGCAGUGGCUCAACACGGAUCACCUGAAGACGGUCCGAGAGGUGCUGAACAGAGAGUCUCUGGGUGACGUCCUGGUGGUGGUGAAGUCUCUGGGGAUGGGUUUCCACCUUCCUGUAGACGGGAUCCGGUCUCUCAGUCUGAAGGAGAUCCAGAAGCUCUACAGGGAGAACCGUAACAUCAUCACCACAGCAAAGCAUUAUGGGUACGAGGCAAUUGACACAUUCAGCAUCACAAUGGGUCGGUACAAAGAGUUCCUGCAGGGGCGGUGUGGCUGCCACUUUCACGAGGUGGAGAAGCUUCAGUCCCCCAGGCCUAUAGACGAAACGACGUCCACAACCAACAGAACCAAAUCCACCAGACCCGGACCUGGACUCAGCAGCCAAUCAGCUGUGCCGGACCCAGACCAAGAGGCAUGGCCUAAAGCCUCAUCCUAUCACGUGAGAGGACCAGUGAACCAGGUGUACUCUGAGAUCCUGCUGAGUCGCCUGUGUCCCAAAACCAGAAACUAAACACCUGAGAGUGUGUGUGUGAGAGACUCACCUGUCUCAUCCACCUGCAGCAGGCUCUCGUGGUGGGGGGGGGGGCAGAUGAAUAAAACAGUCAAAAGAAAUCUCGAGGGAUAAAAAAGACUGAAAGCUGAACAUUUUCCUGUUUUUCUUCAGGACUCAGGUGACUGUACACCUGACUGCUUUAUCUUCAGCAUAAAACGGGCUCUUAAAGUGACACAGCAUAACGAAGAUACUAACCUUCCAGUGUUUAAGGUCCAAGUCGAAAUGAUUAAGUAUCUGAAACUGUUUCUUUAUGUAAAAGAAAAAUAUAAUUUACAAUUGUUUCUCCAAACCAACAAGAACUUCUUCUUUUCAUUGUGAGACAGAUUUCCAUCUUUCCUCUAAUCUGCUGCAAGUUACUGAUGCAAAAACUUUAUUUUGUGUACUUAAUACUUUUUACUGUGUACUAAUUACUUUCCACUGUGAACUAACUACAUUCUGAUAUGUAGUAACUGGUUUAUAAAGCGCACUAGGUAGUUUCAAUCUUAAUUAACUUGUAUAAUGUGCAGCAAUAAGUUUCUCUAUAAUGUGCUCCUGUUUGUAGUUCACACCUGCUAGUUACCAAAGGCUACCAGCUGCUAUGUACUGUGUAACAGUUAGUUUCUAAUGCUAACAGUUAGUUUCUAAUGCUAACUGUUAGUUUCUAAAGCUAAAUACUAAUUUCUAAUGCUAAAUGCUAGUUGUCAAUGCUAUACAGUUAGUUUCUGAUGCUAAACAGUUAGUUUCUGAUGCUAAACAGUUAGUUUCUGAUGCUAAACAGUUAGUUUCUAAUGCUGUUAGUUUCUAAUGCUAAAUGUUAGUUGUUAAUGCUAAACAGUUAGCUUCUAAUGCUAACUGUUAGUUUCUAAUGCUAACCGUUAGUUGUUAAUGCUAAACAGUUAGCUUCUAAUGCUAACGGUUAGUAUGUAAUGCUAACUGUUAGUUUGUAAUGCUAACUGUUAGUUGUUAAUGCUAAACAGUUAGCUUCUAAUGCCAACGGUUAGUUUCUAAUGCUAAAUGUUAGUUGUUAAUGCUAAACAGUUAGCUUCUAAUGCUAAUGGUUAGUUUGUAAUGCUAAAUGUUAGUUUGUAAUGUUAACAUUUAUCUUCUAAUGCUAACGAACCUCAGCUAUUGUAGUGUCCAUCAGCUGGUUUCUAAUGUACACCAGCUAGUGUUUAAUCUGCUCUAACUAAUUUAGUGCUACUUUCUUAUGUGUAGGGGAGACCGGGGGCAAUUGUAACAUAUUUUACAUUUUCCUUAAUAACUCACAAACUACUUGAGAUACACUCAUCAUCUUUUGUUUCAAGAAACACAUAUAUGUGAACUAAUUAAUGAUACAAUUGAUAUAUUUUCACUUAUAAGAACAAGACUAAAAUAUUUAAUUAAAUGCAAGAAGUCAGAGUGCGGGGGCAAUUGUAACACUGAAAAAUAAGUCAUAUUAAUCCACUGCAUCUCAAGUAAAAGCCUAGGCUGCCUCAAAGUAAUUACUUUACAGCUAAUAAUGUUACAUAAGAGUUUUCAAAUGGUUCGAAUUAUUUUAGGUGUCAGGCUCUCUCUGUUCUAACUUCAUAAAAUUGCUUUUUACAAGUGAACUAGUCAUUCUCUUUGGUUUGCUGGGUCUUAUACCAUCAACUACUUUAAGUCCACUAUACAGACAAACUGACAAUGAGAGGAACAGACUUAGACAGUGAAAACUGUUCACAGAGCGCUGUGAUCUGUUGUAGAAGCACUCAACAAGUGAUGAACGUGCGGCGGGCUGAACGCUCCGCUGCUGAAAGCUUCCAGUGUGGGUUGACGCCGGGCUGAGGACGGGUCAAAACCGUGGCACACACAGGCCGCCUGUAUGAGUCCGGGGCAACUGGUCUCUGAUGCACACUAGCUAGUUAAGUGCUCACUAGUCAGCUUCUCUGUGCAUGGUUAGAAAUGAAUCUCUCUUCUGAUGGAACACUGAAAUCAGUCUGUUCUUCUUCUUCUCUCUGUAUAUUUAUGUUUUAUACCUCAGUCGCUGACGUUAUUGAUAAAUUCAAACCAAAGAGUCGGUGAUAACUGUGUCAUCAUGUGAAAUAAAUGUCUUAUUUGAUGCUCUGCUUAUAUUUUCUAUAUUUUUCUACAGAUGUAUUUUGUGCCUUUUAUCUCUAAACAUGUUUACAUGCUGGAAAAUAGAAUAUAUUUAUAUAUGACUGUAAUGAUUCUCUGAUCUUUAAUGAAAUUGUUUUCCAAAAAGACACAAACGCAAUUUCUCAAUAACAAAUCAACUGUGACGACAUGAAA
Molecule: messenger RNA, 3730 nt
Organism: Micropterus salmoides (largemouth bass)
Lineage: Eukaryota; Metazoa; Chordata; Actinopteri; Centrarchiformes; Centrarchidae
Product: cadherin-like and PC-esterase domain-containing protein 1
Source: RefSeq, a predicted model, not a curated record